Cololabis saira (Pacific saury) is the source of this 4043-nucleotide messenger RNA. It is a transcript of the gene hsf1, whose product is annotated as heat shock transcription factor 1. The record is from RefSeq and is a predicted model, not a curated record. Gene Ontology annotation, biological process: regulation of DNA-templated transcription. NCBI's taxonomy places the organism in Eukaryota, Metazoa, Chordata, Actinopteri, Beloniformes, Belonidae. Gene Ontology annotation, molecular function: DNA-binding transcription factor activity; sequence-specific DNA binding. The coding region runs from base 271 to 2001 and encodes 576 amino acids. The transcript is spliced from 16 exons.
AGUCAAGUAGCUACGCAGUUGCUCGCUUUAGCGGAUUUGUUGGAAUUUUCCACGACGGAGUUUAAAAAAAAAAGGCUUUUUAAAAGGCUAUCUGUUAACCUAUAGAGACUAACAGAGCCCACCACUAGAAGCCAGGCUCCAGAGACCCUGCUCCAGCCGCAGCUGGGCUCGGUGUCGCGGUUUAUCCGGUGUUAGUGGAUUCAGAGGAUGGUGUUUACGGGAGCCUGUUAGCACAUUAGCUCUGAUUAGCUGCAGGUUCACUCUACUGACAUGGAGUUCCACGCAGGAGGAGGCGGAGCAGCUAUGGUUCUGAGUGGGGGGAACGUCCCGGCCUUCCUGACCAAGCUGUGGACCCUGGUGGAGGAUCCGGACACCGACCAGCUCAUCUGCUGGAGCCCGAGCGGAACCAGCUUCCAUGUGUUUGAUCAGGGCCGUUUCUCGAAAGAGGUUUUACCAAAAUUCUUCAAGCACAACAACAUGGCCAGCUUCAUCCGACAGCUUAAUAUGUACGGUUUCCGUAAGGUGGUGCACAUUGAACAGGGUGGUUUGUUGAAACCAGAGAAAGAUGACACCGAGUUCCAGCACCCAUUCUUCAUCAGAGGACAAGAUCGCCUAUUGGAGAACAUCAAACGCAAAGUCACCAAUGUGUCGUCAGUCCGUCAAGAGGAAGGGAAGAUGUCUUCAGACGAAGUGAGCAAGAUCCUGAACGAUGUUCAGCUGAUGAAAGGAAAACAGGAAACCAUUGACUCCAGGAUAAUCGCCAUGAAACAUGAGAAUGAAUCUCUGUGGAGGGAAGUAGCCAGUUUGAGACAGAAACAUGCUCAACAACAGAAAGUUGUCAACAAGUUGAUCCAAUUUUUGGUGUCUCUAAUCCAGACCAACAGGAUUAUGGGAGUCAAGCGGAAGAUUCCUCUGAUGCUCAAUGACUCUAGCUCUACCCAUUCUCUGCCUAAAUACAGCCGGCCCUUCUCAUUGGACCACGUGCAGGCUGCAGCCAGUCCUUUCUCAGCUGAGUCUCUGUUGAAUUCUGGGCCAGUCAUCUCUGACAUCACUGAGUUGGUCACACACACCCCGGAGGAAGUCGUUGGUGAUUGCGCUGAUCCAAGGCAGAUCCAGCUAGCAGAUAUUAAACAGGAGCCGUCCAGUCCUGAGGUUGAGGAGUGUCCUGUUCUGGAGGAAGAGUCUGCAAGUGUAGAGACGCCACUUUCCCCCACCACCUUCAUCAACUCCAUCCUCCAGGACGAAACACCACCAACACCAGUCAGCUCCACUAUAAGCCCAACAGCCAGUUCCAUUGUUGUGAUGAACCCUGCAGCCACCGGGUCCGUUUCAACAGCACCAGCCAACCAGUUACCAGGCCUUGCUGCUACAAACUCUGCAGUUAACCCCACGAUGGCUGAGAAGAAAUGUCAGACUGUCGCCUGCAUUGGCAGAUUCCUCCCUCCCCCCUCUGCAGAUGGGCUCCCAUCUGAUGUUUGGCGCAUCGUAUCAACACAACCUGAGAAAUUGUCACUGAGCGCCACCUCUCACUCGUCACAAAACAAAGCGGCGUCUGCCAGAAAUACUCAAGUCAGGGGACUGCAACACGAUGAGUCAAGAGUCACGGCACGGUGUGAACUCUCUAAUCACGUUGACAGCAUCGACAACGGUUUGGAAAACCUGCAGAACAUUUUAAACUCACAGACCUUCACCUUUGAUGCAGCUCCGCUGAUGGAGUUCUUCGGUUCGUCCAGUGCCGUUGGAGACUUCGACCUUGAUAGUUUGGACAAUCUGCUGUCUGACGAACCCCCAAGAGACAGUGACAUUAACACAGGGAAGCAGCUGGUCCAGUACACGGCCUCACCGUUCCAGGUGUCUGAACCAGCCGGUCUGGGGGAGGUCGGGGCCGACCUGCCGUCCCUGCUGGAGCUGGAGACGGAGCCGUUCUUCGGCUCCGACACGCCCACCGACGACCCGGCCGACGCCCUGCUGAGGCACACCCACCUGGACUCUAACCUCUGACCCCGGGAAUGUGCUGACUCGUCUGCAACCACGGCAACAGAACACCGAGUACUGACUCAGCAGCAGCAAUAGUUGAUGACAUUAAUCGGUUGUAGAUCAAUCAUUAGAAAACAGGUCAUGCUUUUAUUACACAGAUGUUAUUGAUUGAUAUUAAUCCAUUUCUAUACUUGUUUUAUUUUACUCUUUGUUUUAGAUUGUUUUGUUUCCUGCAAAUUGAAAUCCUUUUGUUUUGUUGCUUGUUGUAAAAGAGAGAUGAAAACAAAAAAAAAGAAGAGAAAGGGGUUCUUAGUGACUCUGGGUCAUGUGUUCACAUGACCCAGAGUCACUCAGUGCUCUGUAGAUUCAAGUCAGAUUUUAUGGUUGUAUUAGUUUUGACAAUUUAAAUAUAAAGAAGAGAGUCUGAAUAUUUUUGGAAGAGUUUAUUAUAUUACAAAGUGUUUUUCCCUUUUUGCAUCACCUUUGGUACCAUGGAAACGACAGACAGAGACACGAGCUGCAUACGACUAACUGGAGUAUAAAUGUGCUGCAUACCGGUCCAGGAGUUACGUCACCAAAACUCCAUUAUGAAGAAGCUCGUCACAGGGGUCAUGUGACUGGCGUCCAGUGUAGUGCUCCGUUGCAUUAUGGGAUACGGUAUGCAAUAUAACCAAGCCAGCUGCACAUUGGACAUUUUUCCAGAAAUUGUUCAUUUGGGUAUUUCUUGCAUACUGCAGAUUGGGCAGGUGCACAUAACCUGCAAUACAGAUACUACAUUUUUGGUCAAACGUAGGACAUGCCAAAAGAGUAGUAUGCCAAUUUAAGAAUGCCAGAUGAGCAGGUUUGCUUUGAUGAUUUUCCUUGGACUUAAGUUAAAUCCACUUGCAACAAAUGACUUUGGGAUGUUUUCACUACUGCUUUCCCGCUGCUUCAGCCGUUCACCUGAUGAUCUCUGCUCAACCGACACAGUGCUGGAGACCAGAGGGACAUGAUUUUAAGCGCUGCGGCAGUUCUGAGAGCUUCCAAAGUGCAGAUGACCUAACGCUCAGCGCCGCACAGACACAUCCCUGUUAAACAGUUGGAACUGCAGCUCUUUAACAUGCUUUGUUGAAUUUAGACUUGUUACAGUAGAGACAGUCCACUUAUGGCUACGGUCAACUGCACUAAGAAAAAUCCUGUCGCGUCAGUAGUGGCUCAGAUUGUGUGUCAGACAACUGUGACUGUUAUUUCAAGUAUUAUUCCUCAGCAUUUCAAAUGUUUAUUAUUCAAAUAAACAUAUCUAAACAGUUUCAUACAGUGUGUUCACAAUCAGGAUCAGCAAGCUGAUCUCAAGUCAUUUCUACGUACUGGUUCUAGCGUCAGAUCAGAGCCGAAGCACACUGGUGGCAGAGAUGGUUUUAGGACAUCAGUUCUGGGGAAUCGGAUCGUUCCAGACUGGAUCUGUGACUCAAAUGAGAAACUUCAGAGAACCCCUACAUUUUAGAUUUGAGUUCUUCACAAGUGAGGAUACAUUAAUUUGAAAUUAAAAGAUAAAAUGGAAGCUUGACUGCAGUUCCAAAGAAACAAAGUUAUACUUUUAAGAAUUUUGGUUUUUAAGUUAAAACAUUUCAAGAUGAUUUCAGAAAAUCUUUGAAAAAAGCUGUUUAGUAGACAAAAUGUUUACAUCACUGUAAACCUGUUCUACAUCAAAGAAUCUGCAUUCAGAUGAAAUCUUUCAUUGAUAUACAAUUACGUUUGUAUUACAAUUUCCUUUAAUUAUGCUACAGUAAGGUGACUCCUAAUGUCUAAAGUUUGGUUUCAUUGGUCGGAUUAUCUGUGAGUUUGUUGGCAUCUUUACAGACAGAAAGCCGCCUGCAGUGUAAAAGCCUUUAUUAUCAAUAUAUCAACGUUUGUUUAAUAACUGCUUUCUAUUCAGAUAUAAGCCAUCUAUUUAAUGUAACAUCUGACAGCUUUCCUAAUGCCAGUUAGAGGGCGAUUGUGAUUAACAAAGAUGGGGUUUAAAGACACAAAUAUUGUUAAAUGUUUUGAAUGCAAAACUUUGGUUUAAUAAAAUGAUUUAAAUACAG